ACUUUAGUUUGCUGCAAACCCAAUAGAGUGCAGCAUAUAGCAUGUUGUGCAGGUCCAUUCCUCGAAUGGCUUCUGCAUCGUGCGAUUUCAUUGGAACUACUGGUCGGCGCUAUCGGUUCGAGGAAUUGCUCCAAGAAAGACCACACGUAGGACGUGUCUGGUUGGCAAGAUCCGGACGUGAUAAAUUUCUCCUGAAAGACAUACCAAAGGACAUCUAUACGAACUUCAUCGAGAGGAUAAAACCACAGCUCCCUGAAAGUCGCUACAUUCGUCUCCCAUGCGACACUAUUCCAGGCCAUCGGAUAUUAGUUUAUAAAUACUUGACGGAUAACUUCUUACAUCUUAAGAAAAUCUUAAAAAACUGCCUGCUAGGCAUUGCUGAGUUGCAUGAAAGGCAUAUUGUUCAUCUCGAUAUCAAGCCAGACAAUGUCCUAGUUGGCUGCCGUCAGGAUGAACAGGGACUGAUCAUUGAAGAUAUUCAGAUCAUUGACUUUGAAAAUGCCGCGUACAUUCCUAAGGGAAGGUGCAUUAAAGGUAUGCUCGCUGGAAAUGACAACUGGCGCAGUCCCGAGGCACAUUUCAAGGGUGAACUGAACAAACCAACUGAUAUCUUCUCAUUUGGCAUUGUUUGCAUCUAUGCUGUACUUGGACACGUAAUACUUGGUCCUGAUGAUGAUUUCCGGACGCAUGAAAUGCAGGGUGUAUUCCCUGCCAUUAUUCGCUUGCAGCGCCAGGUUUCAUAUUUUGGCGACCACGACGGGGUCAAUGGCCUCUUGAGACACCUCCAGGACGAUGAAUCUAGUUGCCAAGUUUUAAAGAUGCUAUGGGAUGGGAGGACUGACGAGGACAUCCCAUACAAGUCAUUCUCCGAAUGGCCAGAGGUUGUCGAUCCUGCAUUUGAAGACCUUAUUCGGGGGUUGACAAAUCUGAAUCCCACUAAACGACUUACAGCGCGUCAGGCGCUGGAGCAUCCAUGGUUUAUGGGCCUGUGAGAAUGGCCCCGGGUUAGGAUAGCAGACUGGGCGAAAGCUUGAUUACUUGGGAUGUCUUGUUCUUGC
Molecule: messenger RNA, 1058 nt
Organism: Aspergillus novofumigatus IBT 16806
Lineage: Eukaryota; Fungi; Ascomycota; Eurotiomycetes; Eurotiales; Aspergillaceae
Product: putative calcium/calmodulin dependent protein kinase
Exons: 5
Coding region: 42-992 (316 amino acids)
Biological process (GO): mitotic DNA damage checkpoint signaling; protein phosphorylation
Cellular component (GO): nucleus; cytoplasm
Molecular function (GO): protein serine/threonine kinase activity; ATP binding
Source: RefSeq, a predicted model, not a curated record